Molecule: messenger RNA, 1430 nt
Organism: Mercenaria mercenaria
Lineage: Eukaryota; Metazoa; Mollusca; Bivalvia; Venerida; Veneridae
Exons: 3
Coding region: 264-1430 (388 amino acids)
Source: RefSeq, a predicted model, not a curated record
UCGUAAACAAGAUUAGCAUAAUACAUGAAUAUUUUGGUAAUAUUUGUACUUUUAACUAUAACCAAGGCGAUGUCAAGUGCACAAAGAUUUCAAAAUGCUUUAAUGUCAAGUAUUUUCUUGUAAAAUGACAUCUUACUGAUCUUCUAAGUCCAUUGUUUAUCACAUUCACAGGGGAUGACUUCAAUGAAAAGUAUGAGGAUGAAUCGUUUCUGAGGCAAAAUGCAAACUUUCGUCUUGAAUCUGCCUAUAGUAGUGUCUUACAGAUGGAACAUUCGGCUAGGCAAGAGGUAGCAAAGCUAAGAAAAAUGUACGAGAAAAUGGAAAGUGUUGCAUUAACGGAAAUACAGGACGUGUCGGCUAGACUGAUAGGCAUUCUACUGGAAACUAAAGAGAAAGUACAAACAAAGUUAUCAUUAGAUUAUGAGAGCCAAAUGGAAAUAGAUCAUCUUGUCGGAAAUGCGGUUGCCAGUGUUAAGAAAAAGGAGUUUAAGUUUGCACCGUCUAGAGACUUUUUAUCGUGUUUAAAACUGGGCACACUCCAACAAGCUACCAGGCCAAACAAACACCGGAGACAUCCAAUGAACCCACGGGCACGUUCUCAGUCACCAUGCCUUGCUUACAGAGACAGAACGCAUGGCCAUCACAGACAUCGCUCGUCAUCUUCGUCCAGUUCCUCCCAUUCAUCCGGUUUCAUACAGAUUGAAUGGGCAAAUGGUCGAAGUAUAGAAACGUCAAAUGCAUAUAAGGCAGUUCAUAGGGAAGGUAUUGAAAAACAGUUGUUUAUAGAUGCAAUAGACGGGCUAGUUUGUUGUCAGUCUGAGGUUUGUACGUGUGCGAUUUCUUUAAAACGGACAGAGUCAGAUUUAAGCUCAUAUUCAGGUACCGCUUCUUCUUUUGCGUCAAGUACGGAACAGACAUCGAUUGAUUUAAAUGAUACAGUGGUGACUCUUGACUUAAAAGAAAUAGAAUCAAACAUGUUUUGGCCGCAAUUUUGUGCUGUUGAUAGAGACACUAUAGCCAUUUUUAUAUACGAUGUUUACUCUUCCAGUAUUCGAAAAUAUAUGAUAAGUAAUGGUGAAUGUAUAUGGACAAUAGCGGUAGAAAAUGGUGAGAUCGACAAUAUGAUAGUAUGUGGCGAACGAUUGUACAUAUCACAAAACGAGAAGAAUCGAAUCCAGUCUUUUAAACAAGAAACAGGCAAAAUCGAUCAAUACUUUUCGCUGACAGAAAAUGUUCGUUUUCCAUUUGGCUUAGCCUGCAAUCAUAACCAGAAUACCAUACUUGUUACAGCAUAUAAUUACAACGGCAGCAAAGUAUUUGACAAAGAAGGAAAAUGUAGAAUAGACCGUCUGAUGGACAGGCUCAGCUGUAUGCAAACAAGUAAAGAGGUGACUACCCGUACCAUACUGGAGUGGAUGGAGGAUGACUAA